Molecule: messenger RNA, 1982 nt
Organism: Salarias fasciatus (jewelled blenny)
Lineage: Eukaryota; Metazoa; Chordata; Actinopteri; Blenniiformes; Blenniidae
Gene: mterf3
Product: mitochondrial transcription termination factor 3
Exons: 8
Coding region: 78-1358 (426 amino acids)
Biological process (GO): regulation of DNA-templated transcription; mitochondrial ribosome assembly; mitochondrial transcription
Cellular component (GO): mitochondrion
Molecular function (GO): double-stranded DNA binding
Source: RefSeq, a predicted model, not a curated record
CCGUUACGGUGCACGUGAAUUACAGUCGACAUUGCGCGAUAGUUUGGAGGGUGAUGUUUUAAUUCAUGCAUUAGAGAAUGACCAUGGCAUCGGCCUGUGUACAACUCUGUCUGAGGUGCAGAAGUCCUGUCUGCACCAAAGCAGGGGCAAGCACCUGGAAGAUUUACACUCAGCUUCAACGUUGUAUUUCCACAACAAGGAUACCAACCAACAUCUCCUCUGGAUUAUUCAGCACUAGAGAUCACAGAACAGUUCAGUCCGGAGUGAGGUGGAAGCAAGAGAUGUGUUACUACAAUGGCCUAAUGGUGAAGUAUUUAACAACUGAAGCAAAGGACAGAAAGCAGACAGAUGAGUUGUCCAGAAGUGAUGCUGUUGUGCCCCAGAAUCCAUUACUACCAAACACAGAAGCCUUGCUGACAACGGAAAGUCACACCUCACUGGCAGAUUUGGAUGCUCCUGAAUUAUCGCCGUUGGAGGAGAUCAGCAGUGAAGAAGCUAUCAGCAUAUCUGUUCCCUCCAUCCCUCCCAUGUCUACCACUCUCAGUGACUAUGUCGACGCGUCAGAGACGCUUACUAAGCUGGUUCAGCUAGGGGUGAAUCUGUUUAAGCUGGAACAAAGGCCCAAUGUCGGCUCAAUGCUGCUGAGGCUCGACUUUGACAGAGAAGUGGCACCACGCCUGCUUUUUCUUAAAGACAUCGGAGUAGAGGACUCUCGCUUUGGACAUAUCAUCUCACACAACCCUUUUAUUCUGACUGAGAGUUUAGAAAAUCUGGAGGCCAGGGUGAACUAUCUCAAGUCAAAGAAUUUCACUGCAGAGACCAUUGCAUCAAUGGUCUCCAGAGCUCCUUAUCUGCUCAACUUCAGUGUGAAGAGGCUCGACAACAGACUGGCUUUCUAUCAGCAACAACUCAAACUCAGUGCAUCUAAUACUCGGAACAUUGUGGCUCGUCUUCCCAGAUUACUGUGUGGCAGUUUGGAGCCUGUUAAAGAAAAUCUGCAGGUGUGCAAAAUAGAAUUUGGCUUUAAGGAAAAUGAAAUCCAGCACAUAGUCAUUGCUGUCCCUAAAGUACUGACCGCCAAUAAAAGGAAACUCACCCAGAUAUUUGACUUCCUCCACAACACCAUGAAGGUGCCUCACUCUCUGAUCACCAAGUUCCCCCAGACCCUCAAUUGCAAGUUCUUGCGUCUCAGAGAGCGCCACCUCUUCCUGGAAUACCUUGGAAAAGCCCAGUAUGACCCAACCCAGACUAACUACAUCUCCCUGGACCGCUUGGUGUCUUUACCUGAUGAGGCUUUCUGCUCUGAAGUGGCUUUGGCUUCGCUGGAAGACUUUGAUUUUUUCCAGAAGACUCUUUGAUUCUCCAUGAGUGAACGGUUAUGUGAAACAUAAGAUAAAUGGCAUCAUGCCAGCUAUGUACAUAAGAUUUUUUUUUUGGUUUGUUUUUUAUGGGAAAUGUGAAUUGAAUUCUUCUGUGACAAUUAUUUGCCUUUUUAUGUUUGAGACAAAUUUAUAAAGCUAUGUUCAGGCUGGUGUUUGUAAAAUUCUUGUUGCAUUUGGUUGCAGUGUACAAAAUAAUUACAUACUGAAAUGAUCCUCAUAUGUUCAAUUCUGGGAAAGAAUCGUGGACGUUGACGUCCUUGAUUCCUUCUCAAAAAAGGUUGAAAGACCCAAGCCAGGCCACAUUGAAACAGUUCGACAAGGGAAUUAAGUCUCUGAGGAAACUGCUGCUUCAUCUCCUGAUGGGGAUCCCUGUAAUUGAACUGUUUGUUGUCGUCACUGUUGAAAUAGAAUUAACAAGGCUUCCAAAGAAAUCUCACUUGGCUGGAUUUUUCUCUGCAAGUACCGCUGUGUUACCUGUGAUCAAGACUCCUGACCUGACCAACCUGCAGCCUCAUCAUUUAGGUUUACUCCGGCAUUCCCAUCCAAAAUUGUCCAGACUUGGAAAUAAUCGCUCUUCAUGAAACUCUGCAUGAAUAAAAA